GUCCGAUGCAUUCCCCCGCCUGGAGCUUUUAAACAAGAGUCUCUGCUCCAACACCAUUCUCCAAAUCUGCUGUAGUGAGUCCAUUCCAAUUGCAGCAAUGGAUAGUAAAGCAGAGUUGCCGACGUAUACGGAUAACGCUGGCACCAUGCCAUUGAGCCGGAACCCAGCCCUCGGAUUCCCGGUCCGACCUCGUCGAACGGCUCUCCGCCGCUCACGAGGUAUCAAAUUCAUCACGCUUGCCUGCCUGGCGCUUAUCGUGCUAUCUCAAUGGAAGCAAGUCUGGCGCGCUGAGAGAGGAGAGCCAAAGCUUGCCGCAGCGAAGCUUCAAGAGAACUUGCAAACCUGCGCCAAGCUUCGAACCAAACCGAGUGACCCCAUUGGUCUUGGACGCGAGCGCAACGCUCGGUACAUUGACGGCCAUAAGCCAACUCUUAUCCGAAAUGCUACGAUUUGGGUUGGUGAGCCUGUCAAAGGUACGAGUGUAAGCGAUGCCCAUGCUGGCAAGGGCUGGGAAUGGAUCCACGGGGAUAUUUUCCUCGAACACGGUCUCAUUAAGCAGGUUUACAAGGGACUGUCUACCGAAACUCUACCCGAAGACACCAUUGUCUUUGAUGCCGCUGGAAAGCAAGUCACUACUGGAAUCAUAGACAUGCAUAGCCAUGCUGGCGUUGGGCCAUUGCCUUCCCUCCGGGGCAAUGAAGACACCAACGAGAUGGGUGAUGACAUCACGCCUUGGGCAAGGUCCAUUGACAGUUUCAAACCGUUGGAUUCGCAGAUUCAGACAAUCAAAUCGGGCGGUGUAACAACUUCCCUGGUUUUGCCAGGCUCUGGUAACAAUAUCGGUGGAGAGGCAUUUGUCUUCAAGUUUGCCGUGGGCAAACCCGAUGGCCGCGAGGAGAUUGCUGCUGUGGACAUGCUCGCCGACCCGGACCGAAACUGGAGAUAUAUGAAAAUGGCAUGCGGAGAAAAUGCAAAGCGCGUGCAUGGCGCGAUUGACAAGGUUCCAACGAGCCGCAUGGGAGAGAGCUAUGCCUUCCGCCGUGCGUUUGAGAGCGCGAGAUCACUGGUCCAGAAGCAAGACGACUGGUGCGACAAGGCUACUGCUAUCGGCGUAGAGAAUAUGGAGGAAUACCUCCCAGAGACCCUUCAGUGGGAGACUUUGGCUGCCGCUAUGCGUGGUCAGGUUCACAUCAACGUUCACUGCUACACGGUAGCCGACUUGGAAGCCAUGGUAGAUCACACCAACGAGUUCCAGUUUGCUGUUCGAGCAUUCCAUCAUGCCCACGAAACCUAUCUUGUUCCAGAUAUUCUCAAACGUGUCUGGGGUGGUAGAGCGCCGUCCUCUGCCCUUUUUGCGGACAACAUGUAUUACAAGGCCGAAGCGUACUUGGGUUCGGUGUACGCCGGCAAGCAUCUCUACGAUGCCGGGCUCACACCCAUCUACGUCAGCGAUAAUCCCGUCCUCAACGCCCAGCAUGUUCUCUUUGAAGCGGCCAAAGCCCAUCACUGGGGCUUGCCUUACCACGCCGCUCUGUCCAGCGUCACCAGCGCGCCGGCAGAAGAGUUGGGCAUGGGACAGCGCCUUGGAAAGAUUAAGCCUGGUUACGAUGCGGACAUUGUCGUUUGGGAUAGCGACCCAUUGAGCAUUGGCGCUACACCUGUCCAAGUCUGGAUCGACGGCACCGCCCAGUUCGAGAACCCUUUUGUUCUAGAGAAGCCUUUGAAGACACCCAUCAUCAAGCAAGAAGUCCCAAGCGCAGAGACUUUAGAAACAGCUAUCGAGUCCUCCAAUGUCGUGUUCACUGGUGUGACCAACGUAUGGAUCCCUGGCUUCGACACGGUCGCCAAGGGUGAGCCGGUGAAUGUGGUUGUCAAGGAUGGCGAGAUAUCAUGCGUUGGACCUUGCGUAUCUCAACUCGACAACGCCAAGCUGAGCAAUGCCACGGUCGUCGACUUGAAAGACGGCCAUCUUACAAAAGCCUUUACCGCUUUUGGUGGUAGUCUUGGGUUGAACGAGAUUGAUGCGGAAAAGGAAGCGAGCAAUGGCAACAGCGGUGACAAGUUCACUCGCGCCGUUGAUGGUCUCCAGAUGCAGGGAAUCAAGCUGGCUGCAGCGUUGACAUCUGGUGUUACAAGAUCCAUGUCCGCUCCUGUUCGCAGUGGACCUGGCUCCGAGCAUGGUGUUUCUGUUGGAUUCCUCACCAAUUCACACACAUCACUUGACCCCGGCGCCGUGUUUAGCGAAGAGCUAGCGCUACACUAUAGCUUCGGUCUAUCGGCAAGAGACAAGACGUCUUAUGCGGCCCUGUUUGGCGAUCUGCGCAGCAAGCUCCUCAAAGCCAUCAAGGACAAAUCGGAAGUGUUCAACAGCUUUUCCGAAGAAGCCUACCUCCAGCGUGUAGUCAAUGGUGACCUGACGCUCGUCGCUUCUGUCGAUAGCGCUGAUGGCAUUGCUACUCUUCUACGAGUCAAGUCCCAAGUGGAAAAGGCCAACGACGGCAAGCCUCUUCGAGUGGCUAUUUUUGGCGGUGCCGAAGCGUUUAUACUUGCCGAUGCUCUGGCUGCGGCCAAGGUCGACGUGAUUCUCUCCGCGUUCCAGCCUCUCGGUCUCAACUGGGAUCAGCGACGCGCUUUGACUGGCGCGCCACUGACCAAUGGUACCGCAAUAACCCGCCUUGUGGAAGCCGGUGUCACUGUUGCCGUUGGACUUGGAGAAGACUGGCAAGUCCGUGAUUUUGGGUUUGGCGCAGCUGCCGCGCACAUCAACAGUGACGGGCUUAUCAGUGAACGGGAAGCAUUGGAGUUGGUCAGUGGCAACCUGUAUAAGAUUCUAGGUAUCGAGGAAGACAUCAAGGGCCAUUUCAUUGUUCACCAGGGCAGCCCCAUGGACAUUACGUCGACCAUUGUCGCUGUUGGUGGUGGGAAAAAGUCGGUCUCUGUCUUUGCGUCGUCAUAGUCUACGAAGUAGUAGGUGGAUGCAUGGGUCCUGUAGAUCUUGGACUGUUCUAGAUUGGUGAUCUCGGAUGCUAUCCGAAUUUGUUUUCAACCGUAUAUAGCAGCCACUUUUGGGUAUUUUACAUCCGAGCGCGGCGUAUUGUAUAGCAUCCUGUUAUAUAACUUAUUACUAGUUGCAAUAUAAACAGUGUAUACAAGUAAACAGAGUUAAGGCAAGGCCCGGGAGGAGGGGUAGGUGAGCGUUUAGCCCCUCGUUAGGUGUAUAAGCGUAAAAGAGAUUAACGAAAGUGUUAACGGC
Molecule: messenger RNA, 3253 nt
Organism: [Torrubiella] hemipterigena
Lineage: Eukaryota; Fungi; Ascomycota; Sordariomycetes; Hypocreales; Clavicipitaceae
Source: the annotation of a GenBank genome assembly